UAUGGACAUAUAAAUACGAGGCCAGCUGCUUUUCUUGUGCUCUAGGUCACUCCAUCUGUUUCAUUCCGUUGAAAAUCCGAGAGCAAAAGGCCCAUUGCCACACUCGCCCAGUUCUCUUUUCCGUUUUGACCAUGGCGCCGGAUCCAAAUGCCAGUGGUAGCGGCACGGUUCCGUCGAAGGAGCCAAAGAGGAAGAAGGAUGACAAAAAGGAGGAAGAUCUGUCGGAUGAAGAUUUGGCGUUGAAACAGCAAUUAGAGUUGUAUGUGGAAAGGGUUCAGGAUCCUGAUCCUGGAUUGCAGAAGGUUGCGCUUGAGAGCAUGAGACAGGAAAUCCGGACCUCUACGAGCUCCAUGACCUCUGUCCCAAAGCCACUGAAGUUUCUUCGUCCUCACUAUGGAACUCUGAAAGCAUAUUAUGAAAUGAUGCAGGACUCAGAUUUGAAGAAUUACUUGGCAGAUAUACUAUCAGUUUUGGCUCUCACCAUGUCUGCUGAGGGUGAACGGGAGAGCCUAAAGUACAGAUUGUUGGGUUCAGAAGGUGAUAUUGGUUCAUGGGGCCAUGAGUAUGUAAGGAACUUAGCUGGAGAAAUUGCGCAAGAGUAUGCUAAGCGACAGAGCGAAGAAGCUGCAAUUGAUGAUCUUAUGGAGCUUGUUCAACAGAUAGUUGCUUUUCACAUGAAGCACAAUGCAGAACCUGAAGCUGUUGAUCUUCUGAUGGAGGUUGAAGACCUUGAUAUCUUAGUUGAGCAUGUGGACAGUACGAAUUUCAAAAGGACAUGCCUCUACCUUACCAGCUCAGCAAGGUACCUCCCUGGUCCUGAUGAUAUGUUGGUCCUGGAUAUUGCCCACCUGAUUUAUUCAAAAUUUGAAGAGUAUCCAAAUGCACUUCAGAUAGCCCUAUAUCUGGAUAACAUGCUGUAUGUGAAGCAGUUGUUUUCAACAUGUGAUGAUCUGCUACUAAAGAAGCAAUUCUGUUACAUGCUUGCUCGACAUGGUGUUGCAUUUGAGCUAGAUGAUGAUAUGGUUGCAGAUGAUGAUGAUCGGGAGGCAUUGCAAGAUAUAAUAAACAACAUCAAGUUAAGUGAAGGUUAUCUCACACUUGCUCGUGAUAUUGAGGUCAUGGAACCCAAAUCUCCUGAAGAUAUCUAUAAGGCACACUUACUUGAUGGCCGGGCUAGUGCUGGUGCGAGUGUUGACUCAGCUAGACAAAAUCUUGCUGCCACCUUUGUUAAUGCUUUCGUGAAUGCUGGCUUUGGUCAGGAUAAGUUAAUGACAAUCUCAUCAGACAAUUCCAGUGGCGGCGGUUCUUCUGCCAACUGGCUUUUCAAAAAUAAAGAACAUGGGAAGACUAGUGCUGCAGCAAGUCUUAGUAUGAUUUUACUGUGGGACGUUGAUGCUGGACUUGCCCAAAUUGACAAGUACUUCCACUUAAGUGACAGCCAUGUCCUUUCUGGUGCAUUAUUAGGAGUUGGGAUUGUGAAUUGUGGUAUAAAGAAUGACUGUGAUCCUGCACUCGCACUUCUAGGUGAUUAUGUAGAUAAAGAAGAUUCAUCCAUUCGAAUUGGUGCAAUAAUGGGCCUUGGAAUUGCAUAUGCUGGUACCCAAAACGAGCAGAUACGGAGAAAAUUGGCUCCUAUACUCAAUGAUGCCAAAGCUCCAUUUGAUGUAAUUGCAUUCACUGCAAUCUCUCUGGGCUUGGUAUAUGUGGGUUCCUGCAAUGAAGAGGUUGCUCAGGCGAUUAUAUUUGCAUUGAUGGACCGAAGUGAUUCAGAGUUGGGAGAGCCCCUCACUCGGCUAUUGCCUCUUGGCCUUGGUCUCCUAUACCUUGGGAAGCAGGAAAGCGUGGAGGCAACAGCUGAAGUUUCUAAGACCUUUAAUGAGAAGAUUAGAAGAUACUGUGACAUGACACUACUUUCAUGUGCCUAUGCUGGAACAGGGAAUGUUCUCAAGGUUCAAAACCUUCUGAGCCAUUGCUCACAACAUCUUGACAAGGGAGAAACCCACCAGGGUCCUGCUGUGCUUGGAAUUGCUAUGGUAGCAAUGGCUGAAGAAUUGGGGCUUGAGAUGGCAAUUCGUUCACUAGAGCAUCUUUUACAGUAUGGCGAGCAGAACAUCCGUCGUGCUGUUCCCUUGGCUCUUGGUCUUCUUUGCAUAUCAAAUCCUAAGGUCAAUGUUAUGGACACAUUAAGCAGACUUAGCCAUGAUACAGAUUCAGAAGUAGCAAUGGCUGCUGUAAUCUCCUUGGGUUUGAUAGGUGCAGGAACCAACAAUGCUCGAAUAGCUGGCAUGCUUCGCAAUCUUUCAAGCUAUUACUACAAAGAUGCCAGCCUUCUUUUCUGUGUUCGAAUUGCUCAAGGUCUUGUACAUUUGGGGAAGGGUUUAUUGACUCUUAAUCCAUAUCAUUCUGAACGGUUUUUGCUAUGCCCGACGGCACUUGCUGGAAUAAUAACAAUGCUGCAUGCAUGCCUUGAUAUGAAAACUAUCAUCUUGGGAAAGUAUCAUUAUGUUCUCUACUUCCUUGUUUUGGCAAUGCAGCCAAGAAUGUUGAUGACUGUGGAUGAGAAUCUCAAACCUCUUUCCGUUCCUGUUCGGGUGGGCCAAGCUGUUGAUGUUGUUGGCCAGGCCGGUCGUCCCAAAACCAUCACUGGUUUCCAGACACAUUCAACACCUGUUCUUUUGGCUGCUGGUGAUCGAGCAGAACUGGCUACUGAGAAAUAUAUUCCUCUGUCUCCCAUUCUUGAAGGCUUUGUAAUCUUGAAAGAGAACCCAGACUACAGAGAAGAGCAGUAGAAUUGAUUUGGACCAAAGUGCAUGGAAACUGAGAAGGUCAUUAAUGCUUGUGAGGUUCUAGCAACCAGAUCAUUGGUAAAAUUCAUGAUGAUUUGCUGGUCUCUGGCGCAUUUGUUCUUUUACUCAGAAAAUUAGGUGUCUAGAAAUUAGCAAACGUACAAAUUUAUAGACAGCAUAUGUUAUGCAUAUUUGGCACUGUUUUCAGAAAGGUUUUAUCAUUUUUUUUCCUCGUAAUCGUGGAAACAAGUUUCUUGCUGAAUUGAGAUACGCAUGGCCUUUACUCCCUGUUCAUUAAACUAUGAUGAAAGGUUAAUGGAACCGAUGGCUGCAAUAUCAGCAUGGGUGGAUAGGCCUCUUGUAGCGGCAUCGUGAAAGCUUCUAUUAUCAUAUGGUUCUUUUUAUUUUCAGAUCAA
This is a messenger RNA of Carya illinoinensis, 3202 nucleotides long. Its product is annotated as 26S proteasome non-ATPase regulatory subunit 2 homolog A-like. Lineage: Eukaryota; Viridiplantae; Streptophyta; Magnoliopsida; Fagales; Juglandaceae. The record is from RefSeq and is a predicted model, not a curated record. Gene Ontology annotation, molecular function: enzyme regulator activity. The coding region runs from base 132 to 2789 and encodes 885 amino acids. The transcript is spliced from 25 exons. Gene Ontology annotation, biological process: proteasome-mediated ubiquitin-dependent protein catabolic process; regulation of protein catabolic process. Gene Ontology annotation, cellular component: proteasome storage granule; proteasome complex; proteasome regulatory particle, base subcomplex.